AUGGCACCCAAGGACCAGUCCACCCUCAAGCCCGCCCUAAGCGACCGUGAUAUGAAACUUGCCAUCAUCGCCUGGCAGUGCCUCGACGGCGAUGUCAAGUUGCAGAUGGGCAAGUUCGCCCGUCUCGGUGGGUACGCCAAUCUCAACAGCGCCCAGGCUAAUUGGGGUCGCGUCAAGGCCAAACUCAAGGCCAUGGGCCGGGAGUAUGAGCUGAAUGCCGCGGCUGCGGCCGACCCCGUCGCUGACCCAAACGAGAAAAGGAUUUCCAAUGCCAACGACGGCAAUAACGAUAACAUAUCUGAGAAGACAACCGCACUCCGCAAGCGUAAACAUGAUGAUAUCGAGACUGAGGAGCAGGAUGGCCGCGCUGAAGGCACUACUCUGACAAAGAAAGCAGCCAUGCGCCGCCCGACUAAGGCCAAAGCUGCGAAGUCAGUCAAGGUGGAGGAAGAGGGUAGUGGUGAGGUUAAGACGGAGUAUAUGGCGGAGUGA
This is a messenger RNA of Phaeoacremonium minimum UCRPA7, 492 nucleotides long. RefSeq lists its product as hypothetical. The transcript has 2 exons. The record is from RefSeq and is a predicted model, not a curated record. NCBI's taxonomy places the organism in Eukaryota, Fungi, Ascomycota, Sordariomycetes, Togniniales, Togniniaceae. The coding region runs from base 1 to 492 and encodes 163 amino acids.